Molecule: messenger RNA, 243 nt
Organism: Zasmidium cellare ATCC 36951
Lineage: Eukaryota; Fungi; Ascomycota; Dothideomycetes; Mycosphaerellales; Mycosphaerellaceae
Exons: 5
Coding region: 1-243 (80 amino acids)
Biological process (GO): mRNA splicing, via spliceosome
Cellular component (GO): U6 snRNP; U4/U6 x U5 tri-snRNP complex; Lsm1-7-Pat1 complex
Molecular function (GO): RNA binding
Source: RefSeq, a predicted model, not a curated record
AUGUCCAGCCAGCUGCUCCCAUUGGAGCUUAUCGAUCGAUGCGUUGGCGAGAAGAUAUGGGUCAUCAUGAAGGGCGACAAGGAAUUCAGCGGCACUCUGCAAGGCUUCGAUGAUUUCGUCAACAUGGUGCUCGAAGAUGUGACCGAACUCGACUACAGCGGCAACCCAACGAAGCUUUCCAAGAUCUUACUUAACGGAAACAAUGUCUGCAUGUUGAUCCCAGGCGGGCUUGAUCAACAGUAG